Gopherus evgoodei (Goodes thornscrub tortoise) is the source of this 1441-nucleotide messenger RNA. Its product is annotated as carbonic anhydrase 4-like. Gene Ontology annotation, cellular component: plasma membrane. The record is from RefSeq and is a predicted model, not a curated record. Bases 70 to 1023 code for a protein of 317 amino acids. The transcript is spliced from 9 exons. Lineage: Eukaryota; Metazoa; Chordata; Testudines; Testudinidae. Gene Ontology annotation, molecular function: carbonate dehydratase activity; zinc ion binding.
CACCCCUGCAGUGUGACCUUCCCCUACCAGACACAGAGCAGGUUGCUCUCAGCAAGUGACAUUGGAGACAUGAAUCCCACCUGGGUCCAGCAACUUAUUGUCCUGGGGACGCUGCUGGGAGCCCGCCACACCAGUACGGAUACAGCAGGUUCCUGGUGCUACGAAGAUGCAGAAUGUGGUCCAGAGACUUGGGUGGCUCUGGGGCACGGUAACGGCACCAGGCAGUCCCCGGUCAACAUCGUCACCCCUGCAUCUGUCCACAGUCGCCACCUGGGGGCUGUGUCCCUCACUGGCUAUGAGGAUGCCAGAAAGCUUAUUUCCAUGGAAAACACGGGGAAGACAGUGUCCGUGCAUUUAGCAGAUGGGCUCCAUCUCAGCGCCCAGGGGCUCCCAGCUACCUACACAGCUAAAUCCUUCCACCUGCACUGGGGCGAGGGGGAAGACAGGCCUGGCUCGGAGCAUUUCAUCAAUCACAAAGGGUUCUCCAUGGAGCUCCACAUUGUUCAUACCAAGAACAACCUGAGCAUGGAUGACGCCCUCAAGGAUCCCGAGGGAAUUACUGUGCUGGCCUUCUUCCUCCAGGCAACAGCCCAUGCACGCCCCUCCCACUCCUGGGAUUCCUUCACUCAGCACUUGAAGAAGGUGGCUCUGAAGGGGAAGAAAAUGAAUCUAGAUGGCUCCUUCUCCCUGUGGGGGCUCCUGGGCUCAGUGGACCUAGCCCGCUAUUACCGCUACCAGGGUUCCCUCACCACCCCCAACUGUGACGAAGUCGUGGUCUGGACUGUCUUCCCUGACCCCAUCCUGGUGCCUCCUGGCGUGGUGACUGCGUUCACCUCCAUGCUCCACUCCACAGACUCAGCUGAUAAGCUGCAGAACAACUACCAGCCUCUACAGAGCCUUGGGGAUCACCAAGUGGAGGCCUCGGCGGCCCUCCGAGUCACCCCCAGUUCCUCUUCCACCCCGCGGGCUGCAGUGUUGAUCCCUCUACUCAUCAGUAUCAUGGUAAUCACCUGGCAGCUAUAAGGGGACAGAGCCAGACACCUAGAGGCUGGGCCUAAGCAGGGGGGGUGCUGGGAGCCAGGACUCCUGGGUUCUAUUCCUGGUUCAGCCACAGACUCCCUAUGUGACUGUCAUCAAGUGCCAUCCCUGCUCUGGGCCUCAGUUUCCCCAUCUAUAAAAUAGGGAUAGAUUUUUCUCCACAAUCCUGGAGAUCAACAUUGAUCACAGUCCUCUUUGAGACUGUGUGGGAAUGCACCCUUCAACUAACCUAUCUCAGGAGGAAUGGAUUGCAAGCCCCACGCUGCCAGGAGUUUGGACUGAGUGGGCAGAGGGGGGGUGACGUUGGACUCCAUAUGCUUUUUAAAAGUAUGCUUAUGAAUGUAAAUAUGAUGUAACGGGAAUACGCUUUAUGCAAAAGGUCUCCUGUAAGGUAUCAUUACAA